Messenger RNA from Guillardia theta CCMP2712, 1101 nucleotides. RefSeq lists its product as hypothetical. Gene Ontology annotation, biological process: protein localization to ciliary inversin compartment. The coding region runs from base 1 to 1101 and encodes 366 amino acids. The transcript has 15 exons. Lineage: Eukaryota; Cryptophyceae; Pyrenomonadales; Geminigeraceae. Gene Ontology annotation, cellular component: ciliary inversin compartment. The record is from RefSeq and is a predicted model, not a curated record. Gene Ontology annotation, molecular function: protein binding.
AUGACUCUAAUCUCCAACAAAUAUCUCUCAUGGCUGAUUGUACGGCCGCUAUGUCGCAGGGGCAAUGCUUCCAGCGGACUAGACGCCCUGUCGUGCUGCGAGAAAGCCGAGCGGCCCAAAGAGAGCUAUGAGAAGCUUGAUGGAGAGCUCGUGAUGCUACAGAAUGCUGUGAUCCGUGGAGAUGAGAAGACAGUGGAAGUGAUCCUGUCAAGGGCUCGGAGGAUCGGCAUCAUCAACUAUCAGGAUUACGCAGGCCGGACCUGCCUGCAUCAUGCGGCACAGAACGGUCAUGCACGAAUCGCUCGCAUCCUGUUGGAGUACAACGCGGAUCCGAUCCUCAAGAAUAAGGAGGGGAAGACCGCGCUGCAGAUGGCGAUGGAGAAUGGUCACCACAACGUGGUCGAGGUGAGCGGUAGCGACCUGAUCACCGUUCUUGAUCCUGAGACCGCUCUUGUUCUUGCGCAGGUGUUGCUGCAGACCAAGACCAACUCUACCACGGGGAAGCCCAAGAUUGGGAAUGAAGUGCCGACGCUGUACAGCAUGGAUGUCGAAGCUCUGCAUGCAGACGCAGCAGACAAGUACUUCAAGGGUGACUAUGCAGGUGCGGAGGAUUUGUACAAGAAGGCCUUAGCUGCCAACCCGAAGCAUCUGAGAAGUUUGUGUAACUACGGAGCACUGCUCCACAACAUCAAGAACGAGUACGACAAGGCUGCGGAGAUGUAUUCGGCAGCCCUGAAAGUGGACAAGAAUGAUGUGGUCACACUCUACAACUAUGCCCUGUUGCUGGAGGUGGCAAAGAAGGACUACCUCGGAGCUGAACGGCUCUACCUCCGAGCUCUCCAAGUCGACCCCAUGCAUGUCGACACCCUGGUCAACUACGGCUCUCUGUUGAAGACCGUACACAACGAGCUGGGAACAGCCGAGAAGAUGUACGUCACGGCGCUGCAAGUAGAGCCGAAUCACGUGGACGCCCUCUGCAACUACGCCCUCCUGCUGCGAGAUGGCCUUGGGAACAAGGAGAAGGCUCGAUCUCUCAUCCAGCACGCCCUCGAGGUUGCGCCCGAUGACGAAUGGCUGAAGAAGCACGCAAGUGCGUUCUGA